GAAUUACGUCGUCGUGGGACAGUGAGUGAGGAGAGGAGAGAUGGUCUGCUCAUGGCAUUCAGCCUUGCAGCUGUCGGAGUGUCGCAGAGAAGGACAACACUGAGUAUUCAACGCUGAGGGCUUGACGAGAAAUAACUACACGGGUAUAAAUUAGUCUACCAGCCUUUUUUGGAUAUAGGCUACUUGAUUCUGAACCUGUGGCCAAACCCACCGAAAAAAGGUGAGAACAUCUGCAGCGUGAACAGAGGGAUGAUGGGUUGGCUCUGUGACGCCACUAUCGCUCAAUCUGGGGAUCAACUGGGCGACGCCUCCGCACCGUCACCCCGAUUUUAGAUGGCUCACACAUUUGGGGUGCACUCGAAAAACAGGUGUCAGGGAAGUGUCGUCACGAACCCCGGAAGCCGGAGGUGGGAGCUUCAGAGAGCAAGAUGGCAGCGAAAUCCGAUGGUCGCGGGGUCGUCACCGGUUUCGCCCAGCUGCACAACCUGGAUGAGGUGGUGGGGACCGGCGAGUGCGACCCGCGAGGAGGCAGCUCCUUCCACAUCUGCCACUGCUGCAACACUUCAUCGUGCUACUGGGGCUGCCGGAGCGCCUGUCUGCAUUACCUCAAGGGAAAGGGGAAGGAGAGAGAUGCGGCGCGACCGCCGCAGGAGGAGCGCCUAUGGUUGGACUGCUUGUGGAUUGUCCUGGCCCUGUUGGUCUUUUUUUGGGACGUGGGGACUGACUUGUGGCUGGCCAUCGAUUACUACCAUAAGCAGGACUACCUCUGGUCCGGACUGACCCUGUUCUUCGUGCUUGUCCCCUCGGUUCUGGUCCAGAUCCUUAGCUUCAGGUGGUUCGUGCAGGAUUACACCGGGGGUGGACUGGGCUCCGUAGAGGGAUUGAGUAGCCGGAGAGCCACGGCUAUCUUCGGAAACCAGAGAGACAGAUGCUGUCUCCUCUCCGUUUGGGUCUGGCAGACGGUCAUCCACAUCUUUCAGAUGGGGCAAGUUUGGAGGUACAUCCGCACCAUGUAUCUGGGCAUUCAGAGCCAUCGUCAGAAGGAGAACCAGCGUCGAUUCUACUGGGCCAUGAUGUACGAGUAUGCAGACGUCAACAUGCUGCGCCUGCUGGAGGCCUUCCUGGAGAGCGCGCCCCAGCUGGUGCUGCAGCUCUGCAUCAUGAUUCAGAGGAACAGGACUGAGAGGCUGCAAUGUGUGUCUGCCGUAUCCUCUCUCCUGUCCCUGGCCUGGGUGUUGGCUUCUUACCACAAGCUGCUACGAGACUCACGUGACGACAAGAAGAGUAUGAGCUACCGUGGUGCCCUAGUGCAUCUAUUCUGGCGCCUGUUCACCAUCUCCUCACGGGUGCUCUCCUUUGCCCUCUUCGCUUCCGUGUUCCACCUCUACUUUGGCAUCUUUGUGGUGCUGCACUGGUGUGCCAUGGCCUUCUGGGUGAUCCACGGCGGCACCGACUUCUGCAUGUCCAAGUGGGAGGAGGUGCUGUUCAACAUGGUGGUGGGCGUGGUCUAUGUCUUCUGUUGGUUUAACGUGCGCGAGGGCCGGACGCGCUACCGCAUGGUGGCCUACUACACGGUGGUGCUGCUGGAGAACGCCUUGCUGAGCGUCCUUUGGUAUGCCUACCGCGACCCGGCCACCACCGACGCCUACGCCUCCUCUGCGCUCUGCGGGGUCUUCCUGUGCUUUGCCUCUGGCGUGGCCUGCAUGGUCCUCUACUACGGGGUUCUGCACCCUAUGGGGCCCCGGCUGAGGGUGCUAGCCAGCUCCUGCUGUGCCGAGCUGCUGUGGGGCCUUCCUCUACCCCCAGAGGCUGAGCCCAUGGCCCCCACGCCCGGGCCCCGGGGGUCCCAGGCCACCCCUACUAGGGGCUUUGCUGGGGACUACAUAGAAUCGGACGAUGCAGCCACAGACACGUGUCUGCCCGUGUUCCAGGUGAGGUCUACGGAGCCAGUGGAUGCGACUGGCCGGCCUAUCCGGCCAGAGGGGCCGCUCAUCAAGAUAGACAUGCCCAGGAAGCGCUACCCGGCCUGGGACGCUCACUUUGUGGAUCGCCGCCUCCGCAGGACCAUAAACGUGCUGCAGUACAUCAGCCCCAACGCGGUGGGGAUCAGGUAUAGAGACGGGCCCCUCCUCUACGAACUCCUGCAGUACGAGUCCUCCCUUUGAAGGCAUUCUGUCUCCCUCACUCUAUCACACACACACGCUCAUCCUCACUCUCUCUAUACCAUUCUGUUCUUCCUCUCUCUGGAUUCAAACUCCUCCAUUUGGUGCUUUUCUCUCACUCUUGAUCAUUAACUUUUUCAUCCCGGAAGUGUGUAUGAGUGUAUAUGUGUGUAUGUGAGUGUGAUCACGUUUGUGUGUGUUGUCAACCGAGAAUCUGUCAAUACAAUAUAUAUAGACAUAUGAUCAUAGUUUAUUUUGGAAAAAACAUAAAGAGAAAAAUACAUUCUAACCUAUGUGACAUAGAUUUUCAAAACAGGAUUUAACCUCCCCUGGUUCAUUGGGGAGCUCUAUGUGUGAAUGUGUAUAUACUGUAUGAGUGUGUCAAUAAGAUGAGUGUUUAACGCAUUUACUGUAUUGGUGACUCUACCUGUGUAUUUUUGUGAAGGGCAUGUGUGUCCCAGUGACAUGGGACUGGUGCAAAGCCUGAUGGGAAUGAUGGAGGACUCCCAGUGAUGGAUGGAUGGUCUUUGCACCCCAACACUAUUUAACAUUCUAAAACCAUGAAAUCUACUGACCCAACAUAUUGAAGAAACAUUGACAUAUCAUUCAACCAGGCUAUGGUGAAUCACAGAAUAGGACAUCUAAGAUUCUUCCGAUUUCAUGUACGAAAAGCACAUUUCCAGUCCUGAAAGAAGUUAUCCUCUGCAUUUCAUGUGACAUAUUUUCCUCUCCAGACAGAGGUUGUUGCCUAAGCACAUACAGGUACAAGCUGUUUCUUAAAAAAUCCUAAACUUAUGAAGUAACCUAAAAUAACUGAUUCAGAGUCCACGCAUUCUCAAAAUCUGUGACAAUGAGCACCCCCCGCUGAUAGUAACCUCUCACAGCAUGUCAAAUAUGGCAAUUUCCACACCUGGCAGUGUGCUACUGUGACAUUUGAUGAGACAAUAUGAAUAUGUAAUGAUAGACACUAAACAUAACUAUGAAAUAAAAAAAAAACAGUUUAUUGUACUUAUUAAUUAUAGCCUUUGCAUGGGGUUGAAGAAAGAGCACAAUAUUUAGGGAUGUGUUGACACGUGUAGCACAAGGGGUUGUCAGUGGAAGUGUUUAAACAAAUAGACAAGUUAAAACAUUCCAAAGAACACUCAUUUAUAAAUGCUGAAACAUUCUGUACAAGAAACAGGGCUGAACAUGAAGGUACAAGAAAAAAAAAAAUCAGCAUAUAUAUGAUGUGAAUGUUCAACAAAAAAACAAUCAAACUAAAAUCUUGCACAGAAACAGUGUGUGGUGCAAAGACUGCCUUUCAAAAACUCCUCUACCAUUCCCCACUGCAGCCUACUCCGUUCUGUGUACAAGCCCUCAUCCCCUCUGGGUUACUAUGGCUCACAUUUACUUUCACUGAGGUUCUAGGUUGAGUGAUAAGCUUGGUGGGUGUAAACACUUGGCAGGGGUUCUCAAGGACUCCUGACAAGCGUGUGUUGAUAUUUAUAUUGUAUUGUAUUAUACUAAUGAGUGUUUUUAUUUUUAGUGCCCUUUUUUCUUUUAUACACAUUGAAAUAUUUAAUGAUGAUAUUUGGAGUAUACCUGAAAUUUUGCUCAUGUUGAAAGUGUUCAAAGGUAUUCUCAACCCGGUGUGUCCCAGAAGAGACUACACUUUACUAGGGUGAACAGGGCGACUGUUUCAGGCCAGUGCUGGGGCUGGUCAUAACCAAGCCAAAUUGCAUGUUCUACUGUACAAUCUCUCCGAGCUCCCUUCCACUAACCACAACUAGCUGAGUGUGCUAUGACUACCAUACAGAUCUCUAUCUUCCUCCACUAUAUGGGGGAUACAUUACCACGAUUGUUCACAGAGGGUGAUUCCAUGUUUGCCCUUAAAGGAAGGAGAAUUAAAAAAAAUGCCUUCUAUGUCAUAGGAGCUUGACACAAUUUUCAACAGAGGGCUACUGCACAACUAAUGAGAUAAAAAGUGAAUGCAUUUCAUCGUCCAGUUUAUCCAUUUACUUGAUGAAUCAUCUGGGUAAAAUGUGUGUGAUUUUUUUACAUUGUAGUGUAUAGCAUGCAUUUAGUAUGAAGCAUUAGAACAAAGACACCAACCAGGGAUACCCAAGAGCCCUGCAUAACAUUGAGUCUUUCUGCGUUCUGGCCCCCUUGACCUUCGCUGUGCUUUGGCCCACUGCGCCUGCUAAGAUCGUAAUGUAACAAGCGCAAGUCACAGGGGCCAAGACCAUUUGGGAUGAAAGGGUCCUUGCCAGGCUUGGAAAAGAACAUGAGGACAGACUCUGUGACUAGGAAGGGUGUACGUUGUAUGUAUGUGUGUGUGUGUGUACAUUUGAGAGGGUGACUUUGGCAGGUUAGUGUGCAGUGAACACCUGUGUAUGUGUGUGUUUGUGUGUGUGUGUGUGUUUGAAUGCGUUCAUGCCUGUAUGUGUGUCCCUAGCCUGCUCACACAGUUCUGUCUUCUUGCCGAAGGUUCGGCUCCGUCCCUGGUUGCUGCUCUGCCCUUUCAUCCCCUCCUCUCUGCAGGGCUCAGGUGUAUUCCCAUGCAAACAUCCACUUCCUGGUCUCCAAAACCUCCAAACUAAAGGAGUUAGGGCUGAACAACCGGAGACCCUGGUAGGAGACCAUCCAACGAGGUGCACUGCCAUUAACUAAGAGCUUAAACAUCCGGGGUCUGCCACCCUUUCAGCUCAGCGAUGUUCAGCCCUGACUAAUUGAGAACUGUUGGGUCAGCUAGAGUGGGGGAAGUCACCCAUCUGCAUGAAAUUCCUGUCAGUAUGCAACAUCUUCAUUGUUUACCAUACUGUAGUCACACAAAAAAAUAUAUAUUACUGUUAUAUAGUUUAUGAACAGCCACAAUUGUAGAUCUAAUAUAGAGAUAACAUAAGCAAAACAACUAACAACACAGGGGUUCCUCAGGACCAAGGAUCCAAACCACAGAACCAGCUGACUCAGGGGUCUCUCAAUGCAGUCACUUUCCCCAGGCAUGUCUUCUUCAAGGGUGUCCAUUUUGUCCUUUAAAACAUUGCAUUCUUAAACACUGUUGUAAGAAUUU
Messenger RNA from Osmerus eperlanus (European smelt), 5211 nucleotides. RefSeq names its product XK, Kell blood group complex subunit-related family, member 6b (gene xkr6b). Gene Ontology annotation, cellular component: plasma membrane. The record is from RefSeq and is a predicted model, not a curated record. Gene Ontology annotation, biological process: apoptotic process involved in development; phosphatidylserine exposure on apoptotic cell surface; engulfment of apoptotic cell. The transcript has 3 exons. The coding region runs from base 429 to 2165 and encodes 578 amino acids. NCBI's taxonomy places the organism in Eukaryota, Metazoa, Chordata, Actinopteri, Osmeriformes, Osmeridae.